AACUAAUCAAAAUCACCGCUUCGCGCAAUCUCGAACCCAAUAAUUACAUAAUCGUAUUUGCAAAGCCUUAUCAGUGCGAUAAAUGCACUUCUUGCGAUAAAAGCCGUGUUCCGUCUCUCCUGUCCACAAACCCUCGUUCCUUUCGCCCCGCCAGUAUUGUAAGAACCGUCGUUAGGAUGUUAUCUCUCAAGUCGCUCCCGAAGCUGAAGAGUGCGAGUCUCGAGCUCGCCCCCUUGUUCAAGCUCGCCCCGUGCCUCCAGAGCCGCGGCUACGCCGACCAUGUCAUCCCCGACCGGCUCAAAGACAUGCCCACGCACGCCAGCCCCCGCUUUUUCGACAUGGUGGAGUACUUCUUCCACCGGUCGUGCAUCCUGGUGGAGGACAAGCUGGUGGAGGACCUGGCCAAGGUGAAGGGCAGUCGGCUGACGCUGGAGCAGCGCAAGGCCAAGGUGAAGGGGAUUCUGACGCUGAUGGAGCAGUGUGACCACAUCCUGGAGGUGGCCUUCCCCAUCAGGAGGGACAAUGGGGAGUACGAGAUCGUGCGGGGCUACAGGGCGCAGCACAGCACCCACAGGACGCCCUGCAAAGGCGGUAUCCGUUACUCAAUGGACGUCUCCCGCGACGAAGUCAAGGCCCUAUCGGCCCUAAUGACCUUCAAAUGCGCAUGCGUCGAUGUGCCCUUCGGGGGCGGCAAGGCCGGCAUUAAAAUCAACCCAAAAGAGUACAGUGAGCACGAACUCGAAAAAAUCACGCGUCGUUUUGCCCUUGAACUGGCCAAAAAGGGUUUCAUUGGCCCCAGUAUUGAUGUCCCCGCCCCUGAUAUGGGCACCGGAGAGAGGGAAAUGUCAUGGAUCGCUGACACGUACUCGAAAACGAUUGGCUAUCAGGAUAUUAAUAGCCACGCCUGCGUUACGGGCAAACCAAUCAAUCAGGGCGGGAUUCACGGAAGGGUGUCGGCCACAGGGCGUGGCGUUUUUCACGGAUUGGAUAAUUUUGUUAAUGAGGCGGCGUAUAUGAGUCUGUGUGGAACGACGCCCGGAUGGGGCGGGAAAACGUUCAUUGUUCAAGGGUUUGGUAAUGUGGGCUUACAUACCAUGAGGUACCUGCACAGGGCCGGGGCCAGGUGCAUUGGGGUGCUGGAACAUGAUGGGUCCAUUUAUAAUCCCAAUGGGUUGGACCCCAAGGAAUUGGAAGACUACAGAAUGACCAACGGCACCAUUGUGGGCUUCCCCGGUUCCAAAGCCUACGAAGGUGACAGUUUAUUGUACGAGGAGUGCGAUAUUUUAGUGCCUGCGGCCACCGAGAAGGUUAUCAACAAGGAAAAUGCUCAUAAAAUUAAGGCCAAAAUUAUUGCCGAAGCGGCCAAUGGCCCCACAACCCCAGCCGCUGAUCAAAUUCUCAUUGAAAAAAAUAUUCUCGUAAUUCCCGACUUGUACAUAAAUGCAGGUGGUGUAACCGUUUCGUUCUUCGAAUGGUUGAAAAAUAUCAAUCAUGUGAGCUAUGGCAGACUCACCUUCAAGUAUGAGAGGGACUCGAACUACCAUCUGUUGCAAUCGGUUCAGGAGUCACUUGAGCGCAGGUUUGGAAGUGUGGGGGGCAAAAUCCCAGUGACCCCCAGCGAGUCUUUCAGUAAGAGAAUAGCGGGGGCUUCUGAAAAAGAUAUCGUCCAUUCAGGGUUGGACUAUACUAUGGAAAGAUCAGCUAAAGCUAUCAUGAAAACCGCAAUGAAAUUCAAUCUGGGCCUGGAUUUGAGAACUGCCGCUUACAUUAACUCGAUCGAGAAAAUCUUCAAUACUUACUCAGAAGCUGGACUUACCUUCUAAUUUUUUUUUCCUUUUAUUUUUUUUUGUUUUACCAGUAUUUUGAUCGUGCACUUGUUCACUCAUUUUAUGUACAUAAAUAAUACUUAAUGCAAUGCGCGCCAAUUGUUAUUGAUUUAUUUCAAUAAAAUUUCGAUGGUUAA
This is a messenger RNA of Tribolium castaneum (red flour beetle), 1963 nucleotides long. It is a transcript of the gene Gdh, whose product is annotated as Glutamate dehydrogenase. Bases 177 to 1823 code for a protein of 548 amino acids. Gene Ontology annotation, molecular function: L-glutamate dehydrogenase (NAD+) activity. The transcript has 7 exons. Lineage: Eukaryota; Metazoa; Arthropoda; Insecta; Coleoptera; Tenebrionidae. The record is from RefSeq and is a predicted model, not a curated record. Gene Ontology annotation, cellular component: mitochondrion. Gene Ontology annotation, biological process: L-glutamate catabolic process.